This is a messenger RNA of Trichomycterus rosablanca, 5038 nucleotides long. RefSeq names its product GLI family zinc finger 3 (gene gli3). NCBI's taxonomy places the organism in Eukaryota, Metazoa, Chordata, Actinopteri, Siluriformes, Trichomycteridae. Gene Ontology annotation, cellular component: nucleus. Gene Ontology annotation, molecular function: RNA polymerase II cis-regulatory region sequence-specific DNA binding; DNA-binding transcription factor activity, RNA polymerase II-specific. The record is from RefSeq and is a predicted model, not a curated record. Gene Ontology annotation, biological process: smoothened signaling pathway; regulation of transcription by RNA polymerase II. Bases 201 to 4895 code for a protein of 1564 amino acids. The transcript is spliced from 15 exons.
GAAGAAAACCAGCUUAGAUCCAAGAGGAGAAAGAAAAUUCGGAAAACUUGGGGAGUUUAGGUGGAAAGCUUCGAGCGGCGCGUCUGCAACCAGCAAAAAGUGCAAAGAAGUCGGAAAAGUUCACUUUUCUCCUUUUGGAAAACCCACAAUUCGGAAACGUGUCCCGGCUUAGAUGAGGCACUGAGGAAUGCACAGUUGCCAUGGAAACACAGUCCCAGGCCAGUUCCGCAGCGGAGAAGAAGAAAAGGGUGGAGACCAUCGUGGCGACCAAGAGCUCCUCCUUGACCCGAACUGAGAUCAGCGAAAAGGCUGUGGCCUCCAGUACAACCUCCAAUGAGGACGACACUUCUGGUUCUCCGUAUCAUCGGGAGAGGCGCAAUGCGAUCGACGGGCUGCUAUCGGUGCCUGGCCUGGGCGCAGUGGCUUCUAAGCUGAGAGAGGAACCGUCCACGUCCACAGAAGACCGUCCCUCACUAGUGAAGAAGGAACUGCAUGCGUCUCUGCCUCACCUGCAUGAACACGCACUCCCUUACCGGGGUACGCUGUUUGCCAUGGACCCCCGAAAUGGCUACCUGGAACCUCAAUAUACUCCAGCUUUCUUUCCUGGGUUUCACCCUCCUGUGCCCAUCGAUGACAGACACACACAAGGACGCUACAUCUACGAGCCCUCGCCGGUCCCGCCACUCCACAUGCCCCCUACGCUGGCAGGCAGCCCUACGUUUUCUGAUAUCUCCGUCAUCAGAAUCCCGCCCCACCGGAACCCGUCGGUCGGAGCCGAGUCACCCUUUAACCCUCCGCCCCCGUACAUCAACCCCUACAUGGACUACAUCCGCUCGCUUCAUAGCAGCCCUUCUUUUUCUGUGAUCUCCGCAGCCAGGGGACUCAGCCCUGCAGAUGCCCCUCACACUGGUUUGACGACUGCAGAUUACUACCAUCAAAUGGCGCUGCUUGCAGGUCACCGUAGCCCUUACGCCGACAUCCUUCCCUCAGCCUUGUCCUCUGCUGGAGCAGGAACCAAUGCACUGCACAUGGAAUACCUGCACGCUCUGGAAGGUUCCCGCUUCUCCAGUCCCAGACUCCUGGCCCGUCAAAGCAGAAAGCGACCUCUAACCGGCUCACCGCACUCGGACGCGAGUUUCGAUUUCCAGACCAUGAUUCGGAAAUCACCCAACUCCCUGAACAGCAUCCUGAACAGCUCACGGCCGAGUUCGUCCACUAGUGGAUCCUACGGCCAUCUGUCUGUCGGCACCAUCAGUCCUGCGCUGAGUUUUGCCUAUCCUUCCACCCCCGUGGCGCUGCAGAUGCAUCAGCAGCUGAUUGGCCGGCCCCCAGGCAUCAUCGGCUCUGCGUUCGGGCAUAGUCCCCCUCUUAUUCACCCUACUCCUGCCUUUGCUACCCAGAGACCCAUAGCAAGCAUUGUCUCCUCUGGUCCUGGCCCUACAGACCGAUCUGCCGGCUCCACUGAGUCACAAAAUAAACCCACAAGCGAAUCCGCAGUGAGCAGCACAGGAGACCCCAUGCACCACAAACGCUCCAAAUUUAAACCCGAUAACGAACCAUCCAGUCCAGGACCAGUCAGUGUGCAGGAUCAGCCGGACGGAAUGACCCUGGUAAAAGAGGAAGGAGAGAAAGACGACGGAAAACAGGAACCAGAGGUGGUGUAUGAGACCAACUGCCACUGGGAGAACUGCUGCAGGGAGUUCGACACCCAGGAACAGCUUGUGCAACAUAUCAAUAAUGACCACAUCCACGGAGAGAAGAAGGAAUUUGUGUGUCGCUGGGAGGAGUGCUCUCGAGAACAGAAGCCGUUCAAGGCCCAGUACAUGCUAGUGGUCCACAUGCGCAGACACACGGGCGAAAAGCCACACAAGUGCACGUUUGAAGGCUGUUCCAAGGCCUAUUCCAGACUGGAAAACCUGAAGACACACUUGCGCUCUCACACUGGAGAGAAACCCUAUGUUUGUGAACACGAGGGCUGUAACAAGGCUUUCUCUAACGCAUCAGAUCGAGCGAAACAUCAGAACCGGACACAUUCCAAUGAGAAACCGUAUGUAUGUAAGAUUCCUGGCUGCACCAAGCGCUACACUGACCCCAGCUCUCUACGCAAACAUGUAAAGACAGUCCAUGGUCCUGAAGCCCAUGUCACCAAGAAACAGCGUGGAGACACUUACCCCCGGCCUCCAACCCAACCGCGUGAACCCGGGGCUAACGGACAAGGCCGGUCACCAGGGUCUCAAAGGCCUUUAGGUACAUUUGCUGACCAAAGAGAGUAUAACCAUGCUACCUCAAAACAAGAAGAAUGUCUGCAGGUCAAGUCAAUUAAGACAGAAAAGCCCAUGACGUCUCAGCCAAGCCCUGGCGGUCAGUCUUCAUGCGGCAGUGACCAGUCCCCCACCAGCUCCCAUCUCAGCCGUGGAGUCCAGCUUGUUGUGACCAGCAUUGGGCUGGUGGGGAAGGGGGUGGUGGUUGCGAACCAGGAGGAUGAAGAGGAGGAAGACGAGGAAGACCGAGAGGGAGAAGAUGAGGGUGCUCCUAUCAUGGACUGCACUGUAUCCACCGCUACCGCCACGGCGGCUACUCUAGCCCUGCAGGCACGCAGAAGUCUUGGGCGGCCUUUGCGCUGGAUGGAACAGGUUAAGAUGGAGAGGCUUAGGCAGGUGAACAGAGACGUGUCGAGACAUCUGUCACCCACACCGCCCCCGAAGGGCCAGAGCCUGCCUGGACUGACAGGUAACGGGUCGUGUACUGUUCAGAACACGUGUGGGGGUUCACUAGUGCCUCAGCCUCCUUCAUAUACUGAACCAUCCAGCACAGAACUGACGGUUCUAAACCUCUUACGGGACCGGGACCGUCGUGACAGCAGGGACAGCGCCACCAGCUCGGCCUAUCUCAGCAGUAGCCGGCGUUCCUCUGGCAUCUCUCCCUGCUUCUCAAGCCGCCGUUCCAGUCAGGCCUCGCAGUCUGAGCACACGCAGCACAGGCGCCUGCACAACCUCAGCGCUACCGACUCCUACGACCCCAUCUCCACUGACGCCUCACGCCGCUCCAGCGAGGCCAGUCAGUGUGGAGGAGGCGUAGGCUCCGGUGGGCUGGUGUUCGGUGGAAACUGCGGUUGUGGAAGUGGCGGUGUGGGAGGAGGUGCCUUCGGAUCGAAGGGUGUCCUGAACCUGACCCCGGCACAGCAUUAUCAUCUCAAGGCUAAGUACGCUGCGGCAACAGGUGGACCCCCGCCGACACCUUUGCCAAACAUGGAACAGGUGACAUCGAAGAUUCGGAUGACUGUUGCCGGGCAGGAGGAGAGUCAGCUCACACUGCCACCUCUGGUCAAACCACGGCGCUGCAGUGAUGGUAGCGCUCAUGGACAUAGUGGUCACACGGGGUACAGGCAUAGGGUAUUCUACCCAGGCGAAAACCCGGGCAUUAGUGACCGAAGGGCGAGUGACCCUGUACGGACAAGAGAUCACAGUACCCACGACAUGCCCCAAAUACAGCGUUUUAGCAGCUUGAAUAAUAUGCACCCCUUACCCCCUCUGGCUAGCAAUCAUUUGCCACAAGGUCUAAGCCUCCAAAACUACACCCGCUCCGAGGGUAAUAUCCAGAACAACCUGCUUUCCCCUUGCCCCCCAAGCAUCUUAGAGCAAUCAGCACUUGAAGCCUUGGCCAUGGAGCAUGAUGGAGCUCACCUGUUCAGAGAUGAUGACGUUCUGCCCGAUGACUUGACCCAGUACCUCAGAAAUGAGGAACAUGAGGUUGUACGUAGCCAGCAAAAUGGUACAAGUUCCUACAUUUACAGAAAUAAUGGCACACAGGUACGGAAUUUCCAGCAACAGGAGGGACAAAGUCCCAGGAAUGAUGGCCUGCCCAUCCAAUGGAAUGAAGUAACCUCAGGAAGCGCUGAUGUUUCUCCUCCCCGGCCAAGCCAGACCAACGCAGCAGGCCGUCCAUUCGGUCACUUUGAAAAUAUGGUCGUGGUACAGCAGCUCCCUUCAGACUUUAUAGACCACUGCAACUCUAACCACAAUGGGAUGACUUACCCAAAUCAACAGAGGCAAGGUUCUAAUGUAAGCCAAGAUCUGUCUUCCAGGAUGAACCUUGGUGUGAAUACAGGAACAACUCCAGGGAGUUGUAAGGUAACCGGAAGAGGUAGCUCGAGCACUUAUAAUUUUGGCCAAUCAGGCAUCCAGAUUGCUCCAGGAUCUGUCCGACCGAACAAUUUCCACCAAGUAAACUCAUCACGAGAUCAAAUACGGGGAGGAACAUCAAGUUGCAGAUUAUCCCGUACCUCCGUAUUACCCCAUAUUCAGUCCCAGCCCACUAUAGCACAGCGAUAUUCCACCUCACAACUCAUUAACGGUCGCAACGGACAGCCCUACCAGCAGCAAACUUGUAGAAAAGUCAACAGCACCAGCUGUUCGCUUGUUAAUCAGGUUUCAGGACUUAAACUAGAAGUAGACGAUCGACUUCAACCAAACUCGUGCUCUUCCAUGCAGCAAGAGCAGUUAUUUGAUCAGUCCUUCAACACUGAGUUCUGUCAAAUGGAAUCUUUUAGGAAUGAUCAGGUAUCUCUUGGACCCUCGGGGGAUGUUCUGUCUCCUGGGGCCAACCAGGUGACCAGUACCAUAGAGUGCAGCACAGACGACAAUGUCCUGGAUAACGUCGGCCUGAACUUUUCCUCCAUCCUGGACGAUAACUUCGACCAGGGCAGUCUGGUAUCCGAUGUCGUUAGUCCCAGCAGUCACGGUUUAUCGCACGCUUCCUCUCGGCUAAUGACUCCUCAUCUCUCGAAUAUGUUUCAGAGCGUACCUCCUGGCACCAGCAACAUGGCUAUCGGCGACAUGAGCUCCCUUCUGUCCACCCUCGCGGAAGAGAGCAAGUUUCUUGCCAUCAUGCAGUAGCGUAAACCACCACCACCCUAAUAGAGAGAGUGGAAAAUAGACAACGUACAGAUAAUUACUGUAAUAUUAUGUAAGGAUAUGUGGAUAAAAAGAAAAAAAUAAGGAUUUUUGGAUUUAACAACAUGAGGAUUUAACUCAAUGUA